AAGUCAUGUUGGAACAAUUGUACGAAAAUUAAUUGUGCAAUUAUAAAUUUACAUCAGUGAACUGAAUGCAAUACGUGUUUCGAUUAAUUAAAUAUUUUUCAAUGUAGACUACUGUAGCGGAAUUGGUGCUAUCAGAAUUGCAGCACACCGUUGCCAAAAUGAGCAAAUGCUUUCUCGCGUAGACUUCGUCACAGUUUGUGUGAGCACAUGUCGUCGCCGAGAUGCGUUUUAAAAUAACAACAGAGAUAGUAAACAGCGAUUAAAGGUCCAUCAAUCAGCCCCAGAACUUCGCCGCACGGGCUCUGAUUGUUCCACGCUCGAAAGUAUUUGUUAUCUGCGACCGCCAAGCGCAUUCAGUCACCUUCCAAAGUUCCUAGCAUACAUACCAAAACAGCGAGAUGCGCCCUAAAUUGACGCUCCAACAGCUGAAUGCGCUCUCGCCCGGAGAGUUUCACAAAACGUUCGAAAACGUGAUAGAAUGCUGGCCAGAAGCUGCCAUAUUCUGCUCGGCCCUGUUGCCCUUCAAAAGCUUCGCCACCAUGAUCGCUGCCUUCCAAAGCUAUCUGGAGCGCUUGCCCGCCGAGACGAAGCUGAAAAUACUGCGCCUCUAUCCCGAUCUGGCCGGGAAAAUGCUGGACACAAACCAACUGUCGGAAGACUCAACAAACGAGCAUGCAUCGGUGGGUCUGGAUAACUUGUCGCCGGAGGACAAAAAGAAGCUAACGGAUCUGAACGAAAGUUACAAGGCAAAGUUUGGAUUUCCGUUCGUGGUUUGUGUUCGGGAAGCGUCCAAGUUUGAAGUGAUACUUCGCAGCGUAUCGGAAAGAAUCCAUCACACCGUUGAGCAGGAGCUGGAAAUUGCAUUGGAGGAGGUGAAGAAAAUUUGCCGCCUACGAAUCUUGCAGUUGGUUGACAAUCUGUGAAACUGGUUAGAAUACCGUGCUAAAUGUUGCUGAAAAUGGUGUUAUUUUCAUUUUAAUAAAAUUUGGUAAAAGGCUGUUUCCCCCUUUGAAGC
Messenger RNA from Anopheles merus, 1015 nucleotides. RefSeq names its product 2-oxo-4-hydroxy-4-carboxy-5-ureidoimidazoline decarboxylase-like. NCBI's taxonomy places the organism in Eukaryota, Metazoa, Arthropoda, Insecta, Diptera, Culicidae. Gene Ontology annotation, molecular function: carboxy-lyase activity. Gene Ontology annotation, biological process: allantoin metabolic process. The transcript has 3 exons. Bases 399 to 923 code for a protein of 174 amino acids. The record is from RefSeq and is a predicted model, not a curated record.